Molecule: messenger RNA, 535 nt
Organism: Amborella trichopoda
Lineage: Eukaryota; Viridiplantae; Streptophyta; Magnoliopsida; Amborellales; Amborellaceae
Source: RefSeq, a predicted model, not a curated record
AAGCGCGCUUCUCCUAUCCACACUACCCUCGCAUUCAUUUUCUAAGCUUUUUGUGAGAAAUCAUGGCCAAGCUUGUGAGCCCGAAGGCCUUCUUUGUCUUCCUGUUCGUGUUCCUUCUCAUUUCAGCUUCGGAGUUUUCAGGUAGUGAGGCGAAACUUUGCCAGAAGAGAAGCAGAACAUGGUCUGGAUUUUGUGCGAACUCUAACAAUUGCAGCCGUCAAUGCAAGAACUUAGAAGGGGCCAGGUUCGGAGCAUGCCACCGCCAAAGAAUAGGCCUUGCUUGCUUCUGCUACUUCAAUUGUUAAAUUGAAAUGGGUUUCUGAGCACUGGUAGUAAAUAAGAGUGCAGUGCCCUUCACAAUUCUCCCCCUUUGGAUUGUGGGGGCAUCCAAACUCAGUGGUUUCGGUGUGCCAUGAAACGAAAACCAUUGUUGUGUUCGAUGUCGCAUGCGUGUUGUGUUGUGUUAUGUGUUGAUGUAUGGGCACCUGUGCCUACUAUUAUUACUUACUGUAAUUUGUGAUUGUACUUAACCUAA